AACGGCCCGUCCCCCAUGGCCGCCCUCAUGUCGGUGGCGGACACUCUGGGCACGGCGCACUCGCCCAAGGACGGCAGCUCCGUGCACUCCACCACGGCAUCCGCCCGGCGCAACAGCAGCAGCCCGGUCUCGCCGGCCUCGGUGCCCGGGCCGCGCCGCCUGGCCUCUCGCAACGGGGACCUGAAUUUACAGGUGGCGCCUCCGCCGCCUAGCGCCCACCCGGGCAUGGACCAAGUGCACCCCCAAAACAUUCCGGAUUCCCCCAUGGCCAACAGCGGACCCCUCUGCUGCACCAUUUGCCACGAACGUUUGGAGGACACGCAUUUCGUUCAGUGCCCAUCCGUCCCCAGCCACAAAUUUUGUUUCCCUUGCUCUAGAGAGAGUAUCAAGGCCCAAGGGGCCACCGGCGAGGUGUAUUGCCCCAGCGGAGAAAAAUGCCCCCUGGUCGGGUCGAAUGUACCUUGGGCCUUCAUGCAGGGCGAAAUCGCGACUAUCUUAGCUGGGGAUGUCAAAGUGAAAAAGGAGAGAGACCCUUGAACCCCUGGGCAGCCGGCGCCUCCGCCCAGACCGGCUCCUCUCAGCCCAGAGGGCCC
This is a messenger RNA of Carlito syrichta (Philippine tarsier), 593 nucleotides long. Its product is annotated as interferon regulatory factor 2-binding protein-like. Gene Ontology annotation, cellular component: nucleus. Bases 16 to 537 code for a protein of 173 amino acids. The record is from RefSeq and is a predicted model, not a curated record. Gene Ontology annotation, molecular function: transcription corepressor activity. Lineage: Eukaryota; Metazoa; Chordata; Mammalia; Primates; Tarsiidae. The transcript has a single exon. Gene Ontology annotation, biological process: regulation of transcription by RNA polymerase II.